Molecule: messenger RNA, 4347 nt
Organism: Eimeria tenella
Lineage: Eukaryota; Apicomplexa; Conoidasida; Eucoccidiorida; Eimeriidae
Product: importin-alpha re-exporter, putative
Exons: 11
Coding region: 1-4347 (1448 amino acids)
Biological process (GO): meiotic sister chromatid cohesion, centromeric; intracellular protein transport; mitotic spindle assembly checkpoint signaling
Molecular function (GO): small GTPase binding; protein kinase activity
Source: RefSeq, a predicted model, not a curated record
AUGCUGCGGCUUUACUUCCACAAGUACCAAGAGGAGAUCCGGGCCUUCGUGGCCCUUGCUGUUCAUGCAGUUUGGUGCUGCGUCAGGUCUCUCGGGCCGCAGACCCGCUUCGAUUUGCUGCUAGCAGCAGCAGCAGAAUGUUUGGGAGCAGCAGCAGCAACAAACUGGGAGCGGGCGCGGCUGCCGGAUCAGUUUGCUGAAGCAGCAGCAACUUUUGGAAUGCAGCAGCAGCAGUUGCAGCAGCUGCAGCAGCAGCUGCAGCAGGGGCCCCCAAACCCUUUCCAAAACCCUUCCUUUUUAAAUGAAUUAGUUGGCAGCAUUAUUUUGCCAAAUGUGCCAUUAAGAGACAAAGAUCUUGAGCUGCUGCUGGAGUCUCCUCUGGACUUCGUGAGAAGAGAGCUGGAGGGAUUUUCUUUUUGCCUUCAUUUGCCUCGCCGCAGCAGCGUGGCGGAUUUGGUGAAGGCCUUGGGGCGGCAGCAGCAGCAGCAGCAGCAGCAGCAGCUGCAGCAGCAGCUGCAGCAGCUGCUGCUCGGCCUCGUGCAGCAGCUCGCCGCCCAGGCCGAAGCAGCAGCAGCGGGACAGACAGAAAGAGGCAGCAGACUUCUCGAGUCUGCUGCUUUCCUUAUGACUGUAGUUGCCAGCAGGCAAACUGCAGCAGCAGCAGCAGCAGCAGCAGGGGCGGUGGGAGCGGGAGCGGGGGCUCCACAGAUCGCGGGCAGCCCAGCAGCAGCAGCAGCAGCAGCAGCGGCGCCAACAGCAGCAGAUAUUGCCAACUUCUUCAACGCCCACCUAGCCAAAGAGCUGCAGCCGCAACAGCAGCAGCAGCAGCAGCAGCAGCAGCAGCAGCAGCAGCAGCAAAGGUCGCCCAUCGCCGUAGGAGCAGCACUGAAGUUUCUCGCGUACUUCAGGAGGCAGCUGCCGCCCGAGCUGGUCCGCGCGCAGCUUGCUGCAGUAUCCGAGCUGUUGAUACACCCCAAUUUGCUGCUGCGCGCUUAUUCCGCCUUUUGUUUUGAUCGCAUUUUAAUUUCAAAAAUUAAUUCCAAAAGAUUAAUUGAUUUGGAGCAGCAGCUGCCGCUGCUGCUGCAGUCUUUGUCUCGUCUCCAGAUGUGUCUUUCGACUUACCCAAAUGACCAAAAUGAAUUUGCUUUAAAGGCGCUGUCGAGGCUGCUGCUGUUUCUUGGAGCUGCUGCAGCGACAGAGUCGCAGCAGCAGCUGCUGCUGCUGCUGCUGCAGCAAAUCAAAGCAGCAGCGGCACAGCCGGGGAACCCCAUCUACUGCCACUAUCUCUUCGAGGCCCUUGCAGCUAUUUGCAGGCUCGCAUCCCAGCCGCGUGCUGCUGCUGCUGCAGCAGCAGCAGACCAGCAGCAGCAGCAGCAGCAGCAAGUAGAGAGCCAAGUGGUCCCGGUGCUGUCUGUUUUAAUCCAGCAGGGGCAGCACGAAUUCACACCCUACUGCUUCCAGAUACUGGGGGUGCUGCUGGAAGGCGCUUCUCGUGUGGGGACUUUGAGCAGCAACGGGCUGUACGUACAGCUGCUGGAGCACCUGCUGCAGCCGCAGCUGUGGGGUGCUUCUCAAGGGAAUGUUCCUGCUUUGGUGCGGCUGGUGACUUUAUUCCUGCGGCAGCAGCAGCAGCAGCAGCAGCAGCAGCUGCAGCAGCUGCUGCAGCAGCGAGUCGCUGCGCUGCUCGAGAGGACCCAGUACUGCCUCUACCACAGGAGGCUCGCUGCUACUGGCUUCGACCUUCUUAACGCCAUCUUCAGGUUCAUGGACUUCGAGGCGUACAGACAGCUGCUGCCCACGCUGCUGACGGUGCUGCUGAAGAAAGCCCAUCAGCUGCAGCAGCAGCAAUUCAACGCAGCACUAACUCAUUCGCUGCUGCUCUUCCAGUGUCGGUGCCCCGACUUGACGGCGCUGCCGAACGGGCUGGAGCAGCUGCAGCAGGGGCUGCUGCAGCAGUUUGUUGCUGCUGUUAUAAUUCCUUCAAUCAGCAGCAGCAUGAUUGCAGGUUGUUCAAUAUACAAGCGGCGAGUCUUUUUGAUGGGGUUGGCGAGGCUUGCUGCUGCUGCUGCUGCUGCUGGCCCUGCAGCAGCGGGAGCGCAGGACGCUGCUGGCGCUGCUGCUGCUCCUGCCGCUGCAGCAGCAGCAGCAACGCCAGCAGCAGCAGACCAGGAGCUGCUGAACGACAUCUUCGACACUCUCGAAAUGCUCAUCAAGGGACACGACUUCGACGCAGCAGGGAAGGAACGGACGGACCGCAGGGCGGCCUACUUCGACGCAGAUGAAGAGGGAGACGGCACUGAGCAGCGGGCCGAGUUUGACGUCAACUUCUCCCGCCUUGCCAUAGCAGACACAGCGCCGAUCGUCGACUACAAGCAAAAGCGCCAAGAGGAGCAGCAGCAGGAAAAGCAGGAGCAGCAGCAGCAACAGCGGCAAGAGGAACAACAGCAGGAGCAGCAGGAGCAGCAAGAGAGGCAGCAGCAGCAAGAGCCUCCCCAGGAACAGCAGCAGCAGCGACAGCCGCCACAGGAACAGCAGCAGCAACAGCCGCAGCAGCAGCAGCAGCAAGAGGGACAACAGGAACACCAGCACGAGCAGCAGCAGCAGCUCCCAGAAAAACAAUCUCCCUCGCCUGCUUCUCCGGAAAGAGAUUUAGUUGCUCCCAAAGAAGCUGAGAAGCAGCAGCAGCAGCAACAGCAACAGCAGCAGCAGCAGCAGGAGUCUCCGGAGAAGCCGCAACAGCAGCAGCAGCAGCCUGUUGAGGAUGAGCAGCAACAGCAACAGCAGAAGCAGCAUGACGGCCCGGAUGAGGAGCAGCAAGCCUUCGCGGCUUCUGCACAAAAACGGCAGCAGCAGCAGCAGCAGAAGCAGCAGCAGCAAGAGCAUUCAGAAGAGAACACUCAGCCCCAGCAGCAGCAGCAGCAGCAGCAACCUCCUGAGGACGACACCCCACAGCAACAGCAGCAGCCUGCUGAGGAGGGAACCCCACAGCAGCAGCAGCAGCUGCCGCAGCAGCAGCAGGAGCAGCAGCAUAACGGCCCUUCAAAAAGCGAUCCUCUUUCUCCAGACCCUCUGCCGCCACAGCAGCUGCAGCAACAGCAGCAGCAGCAGCCGCAGCCGCAGCAGCAACAGCAGCCACAGCAGCAACAGCAGGAGCACUGCAAAGCAGCUGAGGACGCCGCGCUGCAGCAGGAGCAGCCAAAACAACCAGACAAUGAGGGGGCGCAACAGCUGCAGCAGCCAAAGGAGCAGCAGCCGCAGCAGCCGCAGCAGAAAGAGCAGCAGCAGCGGGAGCAGCAGCCGCAGCAGCAGAAGCAGCGGCAAAAGCAGCAGCAGCAGGAAAAACAGCCGCAACAGCAGAAGCAACAGCAGGGGCAGCAGCAGCAGCAGCAGCAGAAGCAACAGCAGGGACAGCAGCCGCAGCAGCAGAAGCAGCAGCAGGGGCAGCAGCAGCAGCAGCAGCAGCAGACGCAGCAGCAGGAAGAACAGCCGCAGCAGCAGAGGCAGCAGCAGCAGCAGCAACAGCCCCAGCAGGAGCAGCAGCAGCAGGAGCAGCAGCAGCAGCAACAGCAGCAGCAGCCUUCGGAGUCCUCAAAGCCUGAGAUAGGGCAGCCUGAUCAGCAUGAGCAGCAGCAUCUGCAGCCACGGGAGCAGCAGCGAGAGCAGCAGCAACAGCCGCAGCAACCAGCACAAGGUUCUGCUGAGCCUCACGACAAUCAGCAGCAGCAGCAGCAGCAGCAGCAAGAGGAGUCCCCGCAGCGGCAGCUAGGGUCCGAGAGCAGGUCUAGCCAGCAGCAGCAGCAGCAGCAGGCGGAGCCUAUGGAGGAAGAGCUCCAGCAGCAAAAACAACUGCAGCAGUUGCAGCAGGAGCUGAAGCAGCAGCAACCACGGGAGGAGGAGCAGCAGCAGCAGCAUGAUUCCCCACAACGACGCCGCAAGCAGCAGCAGGAGCAGCAACAGCAGCAGGAGCCGAUACAGCAGGAGCAGCAGCAGCAUUCUGUGGAUCGAGCGCAGCAGCAGCAAGAGCAUGGCCCUCCAGAAGGGCAGGGGCAGCAGCAGCAAGAGCAUGAGCCUCAGGAGGGCCAGGAGCAGCAGCAGCAGCAGGAGCAGCAGCAGCAGCAGGAGCAGCAGCAGCAGCAGGAGCAGCAGCAGCAGCAACCUAGGAAGCCCCGCUGGGCUGAUAUGGGAGAUGACCCAGACGCAGAUGAAGUGGGAUUUCCUGAUUACUUUGGGCAGCAGCUGCUGCAGCAGCAGUGGCUGCAGCAGCAGCUGCUGCAGGAGCACAUGCAGCAGCACAUGAGACAACGGAUUAUACAGCCACCGAAGGAAGACAGCAGUAAGGCCUUCUAA